Solanum tuberosum (potato) is the source of this 786-nucleotide messenger RNA. RefSeq names its product glycine-rich RNA-binding protein 3, mitochondrial. The transcript is spliced from 4 exons. Lineage: Eukaryota; Viridiplantae; Streptophyta; Magnoliopsida; Solanales; Solanaceae. The coding region runs from base 80 to 469 and encodes 129 amino acids. The record is from RefSeq and is a predicted model, not a curated record. Gene Ontology annotation, molecular function: RNA binding.
AAAUUUAAUUACUUCAAAGUCCAUCUCAUUCUUCACUUUGACAUUCAGCUUUCACUCUCUCUCUCUACGCAGCACAACAAUGGCUGCCUUGAGAAAAUUAUUAUUACCUAAAAAUACAAGUGUUGUAAUAUCAAACUCAGCAAUUUUCCUUUCUCGAAGAGGCAUAGCUUCUAAGCUAUUUGUUGGAGGCCUCUCAUUUUACACCACAGAGAAGGCACUGUCAGAGGCAUUUUCUCAACAUGGUCAAGUUAUUGAAGCUAAAAUUGUGACGGAUAGAGUCUCAGACAGAUCCAAGGGUUUUGGAUUUGUCACCUAUGCAUCUGAAGAUGAAGCGGAGAAAGCCUUGCAAGAAAUGAACGGCAAGCCUCUUAAUGGACGAGUUGUCUUUGUGGACUACGCAAAGCCUAAAACUGAUGGUGGCGGCAUGCCAAUAGCCCGAGGUCCCCCUGAGCCACCAGUAGAACAAUGAAAGUUACCAAACAGACCACUCUGACUGUGUGCUGCUAGAGUUGCAAGCCUUGCUCUUGCAAAAUGAUUAAUCUGGAGAGCGUCGUUUCUCGUUUGGCCGGCAACCAAGAACUAUUCGAAUAUAUUGUAAGUCACCACUAGUCAAAAGAAGUUAGUUGUUUUUCAAAUAUGAGUGAAAAAUUUAUGUUACUGCAAUUGUAAUGACUGCAAGAUUGGCUCAAAUAUGAAAAUUAUCUGUCAUUAAUCUAUGCCAUUAUGUCAUACUCUACUAUUAGAACAAAAUAUAUGGAAAUCUUGCAGUAGUUAAUUUGCCACUAA